Molecule: messenger RNA, 1378 nt
Organism: Amphimedon queenslandica
Lineage: Eukaryota; Metazoa; Porifera; Demospongiae; Haplosclerida; Niphatidae
Product: gamma-aminobutyric acid type B receptor subunit 1-like
Exons: 8
Coding region: 6-1361 (451 amino acids)
Biological process (GO): gamma-aminobutyric acid signaling pathway; G protein-coupled receptor signaling pathway
Cellular component (GO): G protein-coupled receptor heterodimeric complex; membrane
Molecular function (GO): G protein-coupled GABA receptor activity
Source: RefSeq, a predicted model, not a curated record
GAGCAAUGUCUGCAUCAAUGUUUUGGCAGCAACUGCUUCUCCUUCUCUUCUUUAAUGUGGCAAGGACCCAGAGCUCCUACCUUAACUGUAGUAUAGACACAAGAUAUCCUCUUCUUUUCGUUGGAUUCUUUCCCUGUCUCAACCAAUGGGAUGAAGUAGGAGACUGUGAUAGGCUAGCCCUCACUGCAGUGGAAAGAGCUAUAGCAGAAAUCAACCAAGACACCAACAUAUUGAAAUGCUUUGAAAUAAAACUAUUAGCUCUAAAAGACCUAGUGCAGGAAACAACUGAACUAAUUGAGCUUCUGUAUAAUAAACAUGAUGGUCAGCCUAUUCAUGGUGUUAUUGGACCAUACCAUACUGAAAGUGCUAAAAUGUUUGCUUAUAUUUUUGGACAUUAUCUGAGUACAUUACAGGUUUCUUAUUCAGUGACUAGUGUAUUACUUGAUGACAAUCACAGAUAUCCUUAUUUUCACACUACGAUUCCAAAUGAUGAGUAUUUUAGUGUUGUUAUAAGUAAGCUACUGGAUUACUUUGAUUGGCAGAGAGUGGCCAUUAUAUCAGCAUUUGAUGAACAAAGUGCCUUGGUUUUACAGUCACUGUUUAGAGUACUUGCCCAUCACAAUAAGCAUCUUCAUAUUUUUGACUCUGUCAAAGACUUGGUCUCUGCCAAACUUGUUCUAAAAUCUACAAAAGCGGAAGAUUUUAGAAUAUUUAUUACUGUCAUGGAUCCAAUAGAUGCCAGAAAUUUGCUUUGUCAGGCAUAUCGAGCUGGCCUCACUACUGCUAAUCAUGUAUGGAUAUUGCAUGGUAUGAAUACUCCUGAUUGGUGGACAGUAAAUACUACUACUCAUGAUUGUACCAGCAUUGAAAUGAAUGAUGCUAUUGGAUCAGUCUUGUUUGUUGACAUUCAAUCAUCUACUUUUACUAAUAUAAACCAAGACAAAAGAAACACUAUAUCGAAAAUUUUAAACAACGAUGGAUCACUAACAGAAACUGAAUUUUAUUCUCUCUUACAUUCAAAAGUAUUUAAUGCUUAUGAUGCUGCUAGAAUACUUGCUCUAACGUGGAAUGUGACUAUUAAUAAUUAUACCACAGAGGAAUUACAUAAUCUUCUAAAUCAAUCCUGGAAGAUUUCAAAUGAAGAGAGAUACAAUCUAGUGGAAACACUUCAAUACAAUUUAGUUAAUAAUAUCAGUCCAUACACUGGAUUAGCUGGAGUAUAUGAUUUCAGUAGUGAUCAAAGUAAACUUGGUUCAGCUAUCAUAACACAAAUUACAGGUUGCAUGUUUAUUCUAUGCAUGUAUAGCUGUAUGUACCUACAUGUUAUGUAUAUAUUAGCUAUUACAAUUAUUUUAUUAUGAGGAUAUGAUAUUAGAUA